AUGAAGCUGAAAAAUAGUGCAGUGGAGACUUUUAAGGAGAACAAUAUGAUUUUCACUUCUGAAAGAAAUUUCCACUCUAAAAAAAUGCGAGAAGAUUAUGUUGCUAGUCCAAACCAAGCAGAUGUUCAGACAAGAUGCAAAUGGAUAAUUGGAGAUGUAACUGAGGUCUUGGAUCGCAACACAUGGAAGCUUGGAAAGAUCUUAAAGAUGCUAAAGAACAAUUACUUUGUUAUCAGACUUGCUGAUUGCAUCCAACUGAAAGAGUUCCACAUAUCUAGCUUGAGAAUUCCACGUGGUCUGGAACCUCCUCAAAGCAAGCCCUUUCAUGCAGCAGAUAAGGCCACCGGACGCGGUAAGCGCCGACCUGCUGAUGGCGCCUUGCCUGGCGCAAGAGCUGUGCAGCAAAUGGGUCAUCGAACACCCUACGAUCUGGGGAGCAGUGGCAAGAAGCGGAAAGCAGCCGCAGAUGCCUCUCGCCAUCCGAGAAGAGCAGCAGCACAUCCCCGAAACGCGGUCGCAGCUUCCAACCUGAACGGCGGCAUGACCGACAGCUACCUGCAGAGCUCUUCACAGGCCAUAGAAGACGUCGAAUGCUCGGUGGCCAGCUGCAGCGUGAACGACCUGUAUCGUCUCAGCAAUGGCCGCAACGUUAAGCGGCGCCCCGCCGCCGCAGGGUGCCUCCCUGACGACGCCAUGUCCGCGUGCCCGUGCACGCCCGGGGCCAGGGAGGUGGACGACGACGAGGAGGGUGAUGCCGCGGCGGGCGUGCACGGGCUGGAGCUGGAGGCGUACCGGUCGACGAUGCGGGCGCUGUACGCGUCGGGGCCGCUGACGUGGGAGCAGGAGGCGCUGCUGACGAACCUGCGCCUGUCACUCAACAUCUCCAACGAGGAGCAUCUGCUCCAGCUCAGGCGCCUACUGUCCUCGUGA
This is a messenger RNA of Miscanthus lutarioriparius, 930 nucleotides long. NCBI's taxonomy places the organism in Eukaryota, Viridiplantae, Streptophyta, Magnoliopsida, Poales, Poaceae. The record is from the annotation of a GenBank genome assembly.